AUGAAUUCUCGAAGGUCAACCUCUAUUGUCAACCAAUUGUCUGUUCUCUUAAACAUACCUCAAGUUACAAAACCAUCACAAGAUACAGUCCUGUCACUACCACAAUCACAACCCAUAGAAACUGACAAGUCUAAUCAACAAAAUCUUGAAAAAUCACUACCUAUCCAGUCUGAAGAAUCACACACUGAUGAAAGUAGGUCUAAACCUCCCAUUGAACAAAAUCCCAAAAUACCUCCAGCCAAUCCUUUUGAUGAAUCACCACUGGACUUUGAGAUUGAGUAUGAAACAGGAAAUGCCCCAGAAAUACAGGUUGCAGAUCCAGCUGAUGAAGAAGACAAUCUACCACUGUCUCAAGUGAAGAGAAUCAAAGAAAAAGCAAAAGAACAAAAGGAGAAGGAAACCCCAUCACCUGUCCAAAAAUCAAAGAGAAAACAAUCAACUGCUGAACAAACUGUCCCUCAGGAAACCAUUGGCAGUAAGAAGAGAAAGAAGAACAUUCAAACUCAACAACCUGAAAUCCAGCCUGAUGUAUCUGCUGUUGCACCUCUUGAAAUGAUCACUCCUCAAUUUCUGUCUGAUGAAUACGCAGCAAGAUGGGACUCCAUAAACCAAAGGAAGAUUUUGAGUGAAAGGUAUCUUGAUGUUGAAAAGUUCAAAUCCCAGUGCCAACUCAUGCCGGUAUUUGAGAAAUUGAAUCUAGUCAAGUCUGUGACAACCCAGAGAAGCUACCCACCUAUUGCCAUAAAAGAAUUCUAUGCAAACCUGAUGAAGACUAUCAAGGAGGCUGGAUCAUCACAAUAUGGGCGUGUAUGGCUGAGAGGAAAUGAAUACAAUUUCAACACUCCCACUAUCAACUUAUAUCUGGGCAUUGAUGCAAGUGAUAUUGAGGAUCCAAUUCUUGGGGCAAACACCAUCACUAAGGUCAUUACAGGAGGAACUUAUAGCUAUUGGCCUGUUGAAACCAACAUGCUGCCUGCCAAAUCCUUGUCAACAAAGUUUGCAAUUCUGCACAAAAUAGCCAUGACUAACUGGAUGUCAAAUGAACAUAGAGGAGGAUUAAACUUGCCCAUGGCCACUCUGAUAUAA
Messenger RNA from Ipomoea triloba (trilobed morning glory), 1086 nucleotides. RefSeq lists its product as uncharacterized. Bases 1 to 1086 code for a protein of 361 amino acids. The transcript is spliced from 3 exons. The record is from RefSeq and is a predicted model, not a curated record. Lineage: Eukaryota; Viridiplantae; Streptophyta; Magnoliopsida; Solanales; Convolvulaceae.